CGUCUUCCCACACACACACCUCCGCCGUCUUCCGCUAGGCUCCUAGUCGCAUGCGACGCAGGCGGCCGGCAUGUACGACCCAAACGCCCCUAUGACCUACGCAGGCGACCAGGCGGCGGGCGAGGAACAGUUCAUCUCGACCUUCUUCUGCCGCGCUCUCUACGACUACCAGACGCACGACUCCUCUUCCCUCUCCUUCCACAGAGGCGACAUUAUCGAGGUCCUUACGCGUCUCGAAUCUGGGUGGUGGGAUGGGCUGCUCAACGAUGAGCGCGGAUGGUUCCCCUCCAACUACGUGAACAUCAUCUCUGACCAGGAGGCUGAAGCUGCUCUGAACUCGGGUGACUAUACGCCAAGUCAAGCAUCACUACCGGAUGACUCUAUGGUUGAUAUGGCGCAGACGAUGUCGCAGGCUCUCUCGCAAUCCGACUCCGAUGGUGAUUGGUUGAACGGCGGCGGAGACUACUCUCAGCAGCCCCAACAUACCAACGGCGCCGCGACUCGUGCGCCCGGUACCAAACAGAGCGACUUUUGGGUACCUCAGGUGUCGCAGGACGGUCGAAUAUUUUACGUCAACACGCAAACUGGGCAGCAAUCUCGAGACCUUCCUCAAGAGCUCGACGAAGAGGCAGAUCCAGAAGUUGCGGCUCUCUCCCCUCAUGCCACUUCUCGAGCUGUUCCUACUGCGGCAUUCGGCGCGGCAGCGGUCAAUGGGAGCAGUCGGGACGGUGGUGCCGGCUUUGGUAUCCCGAAACGCACGAGGACUCCGGAGCCAUGGGCGAGACGUCUUGCGGACGAUGGGAUGUCCUACUACUACGUGAACAAGAUCGACGGUCAAGUUUCCUGGACGGUACCAGAGGCCGGCGCCCCACUGGGUUAUGUCGACGAGACGCCCUCUCGAGAAACUGUGGCGCGAAGCUCCCCCGCUGCCUCUGCCUCUUCGAUUCCGCACGCCAAUGGAACGAAUGGACGACUGCGAUCGGAUUCCACGGCCUCGCGCACAGCAGAUCGCCUCAGCAUCCACUCUGAUGACUCUGAAGUCUAUCCCGCGAGGCGCGACCGAUCGGAGUCUUCCUCAAGCGUGCAGAAGGUCAAUGGCAACGGCGUGAGUCGCCUCGAAUCUACUCCUAGCGCACCGUCCGCGCGUUCGCAGCCGCAAGUGAAUCCUGGUCUUGAGCUCACAGCAGCGGAAGAAUCUGCCAAGGCGCUACAGGAAUCUUUGGCCCCCCAUCCUCCCGAAUCUGCUGCUGAACUUGCGAAUCAUGUCGGUGAAGCGAUUAACUCUCUCGUCCGGUUCCUCAGGAGCGCAGCCGGUCCCCGUCGUUCAGAUCAGUUCCGCGAGGUUGAUCAACUGGUACUGAAGGUGGUCGCAGCGGUGCGCAAUCUCCUUUACGUGACUGCCACCCCAAGCGGACACGUCGCAAGCCAUCUCUAUCCACGGGACCCUCGCGACCCCAGAAUAGCGGCAUCUGGCCAGACACUCCAGGCACAUCUGAAGGCUGCCCAUCGCAAAGUGGCGGGGACUCUAUCAAAGCUUGUGCUUUCGGCCCUGGCGAUGCAGUACGACCCUAGUCUGUCCAACUCUGACAAACCCAAUCGGAUGGAGGCCGACGUUGCUGAACUCGAACGUGCCGUUGUUGCAUUCGUCGGGGAGGUGCAGUUCUUCCAAGAGCAGCAUAACCUGUCGAAUUCGCUAUCCAGUUCGGGCACAAAGCGGCUGCAUGGUGUGUUCUCCACUGCGAACAUUGGUCUCGGGCUGCCCGGCGCGGGAGUUGCUGCAGAUUGGCGGGGUCUCGGCUACGUCGCUGCGGAGGAUGGUGCGGAUGUGCCGGGGCGGGUGCUCAACGACGACGUCGUGAUCGAGUACAAGGGUAGCUUGAAGGCGCUGGAGGCCAAGCUAGGCGCUUUGGUCAUUUCCCUCAAGUAUCUGGACAGCCACCCCGACCGCGUCUCACAAGAGGGACAGAAUGCCUCUGCAUAUCUUUCCUACUUGCUCUCCUACCUCGGCGGUAUCAACGUCGCGCAACAUGUCGAUGUCGAUGGCAUCCGCUCAGAGUCUGGCAUGUCUUCAGCUUCCGCGCAGUACAUGCAGACUGUCGAUAAGGCGCGCUCGCUCGUACGCACCAUGGAGGCCGCCACGCAGGCGCUCUACGACGACGGCAUGGUCCUCUUCAUGACGGUACAAAGCCUCUCGCGCCCGGAACUCCUUAGCGAUAAGGAGUUCAACAGCCUAGUCGGCGUCGUCGAGACCACGGCACCCACUGUGCGCUCCAACUGUGUCUUGGUCGCGCAGACGCUCGAGUCGCUCCUCGCGACGGGCCACGACCAGGCGGCGAUAGGCCAGGGCGACUACCGCAACUCCAUAGAGUGGCGAACGUCGCGCAUCAACAUGACGGACGCGUCUAUCGCGGCGCUCACAUCGCGCCUCGCAGAUGUACCGAGCGGGGACGACGAGUUCGUGGACAUGGAGCUCGCGUUCAGCCGCCCCGGUAUGCGCACGCUCCCGUCGUCAGCGGACACCGUUGGUGCUGCGUCGACAUCCUCGACAAUUUACAACAACGCGGGACAGCCGUCGUCGCAGUCGUCUUUGGACAUGUCGGACCGGUCACGGUCAGACAGCUUGAGCGAGCCACAGACACCAACUUGGUCCCAAACCGAGACCACGGUCGACGGAGCGUUCGUAGGUGGGGGUUCGGGCAUCGACAUGGGCCCCGACGAGCCCCUCGACGACGAUGUGGCCCCAUACGUGGACGAGGAAGAACCUGCUAUCCUUGGCAAGUCACCGCCGCGCGGCGGUGCCGGCAACAAACUCAUGAAGCUCCUCGGUCCGGAAACGCCACAAGACUAUAUCAACCGGAUGAACGCAGACCAGAAGCCGUGGUACUUGCGGUCGAACUACGACCAGGCAGAGAUUCUUAUCGAUCCGGAUGGAAGUGUUCGCGCGGGUACUGGGUCUGCGCUUGUCGAACGGUUGACGGCACACGAGCUCGGACACACCGCGUUCAACAAGAACUUCCUGAUGACAUUCAAGUCGUUCAUGACUGUAGACGAGCUCUUCGACCACCUUGCGAAGCGCUUUUGGAUACAGCCACCCCCCGGGUUGAAACCGCAAGAGCUCGAGGAGUGGACUCGCUUGAAGCAGCAGAUUGUCCGCGUUCGUGUGCUGAACACGUUCCGGACCAUGGUCACGGACGACGACAUUCUCGAGAAAGAGGACAUGUACAUCCUCGGUCGCAUGAAGGAAUUCGCUUCAAAUGAAGAGGUCGUCACUUUCGCUGCAGCCAAGCAGCUUCUCAUCCUCAUCGAGCGCGCGCAACGGGGCGGCGACACCGCCAUCAAGACGACCAACACCGUCCCGAUCACGCCUCCAGCGCCCAUUGUGCCUAAGAGCAAGAAGGUCAAGCUCAUGGAGAUUGACCCGCUCGAGCUCGCGCGGCAGCUCACCCUCAUGGAGGCCGCGCUAUACAAGAAAAUCAGGCCAAUGGAGUGUUUGCAGCGGUCGCGAGAAGCGAAACCGGGGAAGACGCCGGAUAACAUCACCACGAUCAUCCAGCUGAGCAACAGGAUUGCAAACUGGGUGGCUGAAUCCGUCCUUGCCAAGGAAGACUCCCAGAAGCGCGCGCGAGUGGUCAAGCACUUCAUCCUGCUCGCAGACCGGUGUCGAGGGAUGCAGAAUUACUCAACGAUGACGGCAGUGAUCUCUGGCCUGAAUACCCCUCCGAUUCGACGGUUGAAGCGGACAUGGGAGCAGGUGAACGCGAAGAUCAUGUCCCAGCUGAAAGUGUGCGAGUCAACUAUCGAUACCAACAAGAACUUCAAUAAUUACCGAUCGCUUCUGGCAACGAUCCAACCCCCUUGUGUACCCUUCAUUGGUGUUUACCUGACCACUUUGACCUUCAUCAACGAUGGCGCGGAGGACAAGCUCGCCGGCAACAUGAUCAACUUCCGCAAGCGGCAGAAAGCGGCGGAGGUCAUCCAGGACAUCAAGCGGUGGCAGGCGAAGCCGUACAACUUCCAGACGGUCGCGCCCGUGCUCGCGUAUCUGGAAGAGUCCUUCCAGGCCUACCAGGACGCGCAGGAUUAUGGCGACCAGUUCUGGAACCUCAGUCUCGAACGCGAGCCGCGCGAGCGCGAGGACGAGAAGAUGGCGCGGCUGCUGCAGGAGAGCGGCUUUUUGUAGUAGACGGGCGUGUUUGUCUGUGUUUUUCGUGUGUCCGGGCUACCCCGCGCGUGUCUUUUUUUUCGUCCCCCAUCCCCCCUUUUCCACCCGUUCCCCGCGAGACCAUAUUCGUAUCAUGCUCUGUGUACUAGUGUUCUGCCGUUCGCACUUGACUUAUACCGUCUACAUGCUGUACUAGUAGUUACCACUACUCGCGGACUGGGAUCAUGCUGGAUAACCACUAAUCAAGGCAUGGUGCUGCC
Trametes versicolor FP-101664 SS1 is the source of this 4422-nucleotide messenger RNA. Its product is annotated as ras GEF. Gene Ontology annotation, cellular component: plasma membrane. Bases 71 to 4180 code for a protein of 1369 amino acids. Lineage: Eukaryota; Fungi; Basidiomycota; Agaricomycetes; Polyporales; Polyporaceae. The record is from RefSeq and is a predicted model, not a curated record. Gene Ontology annotation, molecular function: protein binding; guanyl-nucleotide exchange factor activity. Gene Ontology annotation, biological process: positive regulation of GTPase activity; Ras protein signal transduction. The transcript is spliced from 10 exons.